AUGACCUACACUGACCACAAAUACUACAACCAACUUUUAGCAACUGGUCCUAACUCCUUGGCUAACUACAGUCUGCUGAAAUCCUCCUCAUACUAUCCAAGUCCAUCCAACUUCUCUUCUACAUCUCUCAUCACCCCCAACCCACAAGUACAACAACCACCCCAAUCUCAACAACAGCAAUUGAUAUAUGGCUCCUCCCAGCACCCACAGCAUGUUUCACAACCUUAUAACUACAUGUCAAAUAGUUACAUCCCCAACAAUACCUCCGAAUCAAUUGAUUACCCAAUCAUAAAAGAAAAUAACAAUAGAGUCUCUAAACUGUCCAGCGGCACUGCGUCUCACAAAUCAAAAUCUUCAAAUAGCACAAGUCCAUCCAACACGAAUGUGAUAUUGGACAGAUGCACUUGUCGUAACUCAAACUCUUCUACAAACGACUCAAACCACAUUCCAAGACCCAGAAAUGCCUUUAUUUUAUUUCGUCAGCAAUACCACCAAUCCGUUCUCGAUGAAGGCAAUAUCAUAAGAACCAAUCCCGACGUAUCCAGAGAAUUGGGCAAAAGAUGGAGGGCUUUGCCUCUUGAUCAAAAGGCCUACUGGAAUAAAGCUGCCGAAGAAGAAAAAAAGAAACAUGCUGAGAAAUAUCCUGGCUAUAGAUAUAUUCCCAGAAGAUCUGGCAAAAAGAAUCUUUGUUCAUAUUGCAAAUCUAGAGAAGCUGCUAAUGAAAAACUAAAGUAUGACGUCUCAAAUCACAUUCAAAAUCAAUUACCAAACCAAUUGCACUCUCAAAUCCCUAUUCAGCCCCAACCAAACCAAUCUCCAAUGAUGAUCGCCAACAAUAUUCUAUCUCCCAAUUUAAUGCUGCCAAUUCAAAACCAAAUGGUACAACACAGCUCUCCAAUCACAUCUCCCCAGCCUUUCCUUCACCAACCGCAAACGCCACAACCUUAUCAAAACCAAUACUACAAUCAACAGCCCUACAAACUACCUCCAUUAAACACUUCACAACUUGCUUCAUCUAUUAACCAACAGUUUCCAAGACCUCAUGAAUCUGCUGAUACAAAAAAAGUUAAAGAACAAAUAACUUUGCCACACAUAUCACACUUGGGUCUCCCCACCCCCGAUUUCAAUUCGUUAAGAAUACCCAAUUCUAAUUAUUCCACUUCCAUAUAA
Messenger RNA from Ascoidea rubescens DSM 1968, 1170 nucleotides. It is a transcript of the gene ROX1, whose product is annotated as Rox1p. Bases 1 to 1170 code for a protein of 389 amino acids. The transcript has a single exon. NCBI's taxonomy places the organism in Eukaryota, Fungi, Ascomycota, Saccharomycetes, Ascoideales, Ascoideaceae. Gene Ontology annotation, molecular function: RNA polymerase II cis-regulatory region sequence-specific DNA binding; DNA-binding transcription factor activity, RNA polymerase II-specific. The record is from RefSeq and is a predicted model, not a curated record. Gene Ontology annotation, biological process: cell differentiation; anatomical structure morphogenesis; negative regulation of transcription by RNA polymerase II.